Molecule: messenger RNA, 2930 nt
Organism: Drosophila guanche
Lineage: Eukaryota; Metazoa; Arthropoda; Insecta; Diptera; Drosophilidae
Gene: Amun
Exons: 3
Coding region: 641-2317 (558 amino acids)
Source: RefSeq, a predicted model, not a curated record
GAUAGAGAUACAGAUACAGCUCCGAAGCGAGUGCGAGCAAGACAGCGAUAAAGCUGGCAAUUCCAACUCCUGUUACUGCUCUGCGCGCUCUGCUUCGUUCUGUUCCGUUCCUGCCAUACGAGUUUAUACUUGGUUAACGUCCACAGCUGCAUCCUUUUGUGGUGUGUUUCGCGCUGCUUCUUUUCGACAGCACACAGCACACCCUCUUGCUGUUGCCGACGACGCCACUGCACGGCUCGGGAACUGGCAAAGCAAAGGCAACGACACGACAGAGCAAAGCAAAGGCAUAGCACAGAGCAGUCGAAAGCAGAGCCAGAAACUGCUGGCUAUAGAGUGUUUGGAUGACUGCCUCGCUGUGGACGAAACGAAAGACAGGCGGCAACUAAACUAAAACUAAAUACAUGCAGGCAAGCACAGGCAAGCGGCGGUCGCAUAAAGCAUAAAGAGCAGUACAUUGACACACCAUCAAGCAGUAGAAGAUAGGGGAAACCUACAUCUGUAUAUAUUUCAUACAUAUAUACAUACAGACACACAUUCAUCGAAAUAUACAAGUUCAGGCUAAAAGGAGGCUGCUCUCCUCUCCAAACACCAUCCUUUGCAUCCGCAUCCGCAUUUGCAUCAAACCCAAAAACGAUAAAAGAUGGCCAACGGCAAGGCGACGGUGUCGUUCUUCGAGAACGGGAGCACCACACAGUUCGAGUACUGCUUCAAGCUGUAUCCGCAGGUGCUCAAAAUGAAGGCAGAGAAGCGGUCGAAGAAGCCGCAGGAGCUGAUCCGACUAGACCAGUGGUACCAGAACGAUUUGCCGCGCCUGAUCAAGGCACGGGGAAAGGACGCUCACAUGGUGUACGAUGAGCUGGUGCAGACCAUGAAGUGGAAGCAGUCUCGCGGAAAGUUCUAUCCGCAGCUCUCGUACCUGGUCAAGGUGAACACACCGCGCGCCGUCAUGCAGGAGACAAAGAAGGCCUUCCGCAAGUUGCCCAACCUGGAGCAGGCAAUUACAGCUUUAUCGAAUCUAAAGGGCGUCGGCACAACGAUGGCCUCCGCCCUGCUGGCGGCCGCCGCACCCGAUCGCGCUCCCUUCAUGGCCGAUGAGUGCUUGAUGGCCAUACCAGAGAUCGAGGGCAUUGACUACACCACCAAGGAGUACCUCAACUUUGUGAACCACAUCCAGUCCACGGUGGAGCGCCUGAAUGCCGAGGUGGGUGGUGAGACGCCGCACUGGUCUCCGCACCGCGUCGAGCUGGCCCUUUGGUCACACUACGUGGCCAACGACUUGAGCCCCGAGAUGCUUGACGACAUGCCACCCCCAGGCACCGCAUCUAUCAGCACAAAUGGCGCAAGCAACAAUGUCCUCGACGGCGACGACACCAACGAUGGUGUGGCCGUGGAUCUUGACGACGAGAGCCAAGGCGCAGGUGGGCGCAACACUGCAACAGAGUCGGAGACCGAGAAUGAGAAUACCAAUCCGGCCGCUUUAACGCCGCUAGAUGUGGGCGAGGCCAAGAGCAAUGCCACUGCCGUGGGAGCCGCCCUGCAGGAUGGCGACUCGAACUUUGUGUCGAACGAUUCAACCUCCCAGGAGCCGAUCAUCGAUGACAACGAUGGAACCACACAGACAACGGCCACCACAUCCACAGAAGACGGUGAACCAAUUGGGAUCGGAAUUGGCCUGGUCAGCGGUGGCACACCUCUGGCCUCCGACUCAGAAAGCAACCUCGAGGCGCCUCUAAACACCAAUCGCUUGAAUGCGGUCGGUCCAGUGCAGCCGAGCAAACCACAGACCCAGCCUUCGACCCAGAACCAGACACAGAGCCCGACCCACAACAACAGCAAGCAGCAGAUCAACAAUGGUCAAGCGACUCCAGCGGAACAGCCGCCAGCAAAGGGAGGACCGGCAACGGCCGCUGCCAACGGCAAUGGUAAUGGCAAUGGAGUGUUGGGGGUCAACGAUCUCGACGAUGGCGAGGAGGAAGAAGAUGAGGAGGACGAGCUGGACGAGGAGGAUAACAACGAGGAUGCGGAUCUAGAAGCUGAUGAGAGCAACAGCAGCAACAGCAAUGCGCGCGACAGCAAACUGCAACAGCUGGCGGACUCCGCUGGAGCGGGAAAGGUGGUGGCUACAACAGUCACCGAGACGGUGGCGGCGGCCAUCGAGCCGAUUAAGGGGGCGGCAACGGAGACGACGUUGUCAUCGCCUGCCAUUGGACAGAAGCGUACGGCCCUGCACUGUGAGAUGGAGUUGAGCAAUGUGCCAGCCGGGGCAGUGGAUGGCGGUGACAAGUCGCCGGAGCUGAAGAAGCUGCGCAGCGAAUGAGUUGGGAGCAGGAAUCAACGGUUAUCGAUCGAUCGAUCGGUUUGGUUCGCUUCGGAUCGGUUCGGUUCGGCUCGCCGCGUAUCUGGUGGAAAGACAUAUGUAUGUAGUGCAGUUGAGUCGACCUAGAGACAUAGAGCAACAUUACCUACACUUUACCACAACAACAUUCAAGAAAUUCUACUAUUAAGCAACUAACUAUACAUACAUAUAAUAUAUUAUAUAUAUAUAUACACACCCCACACACAAACAAAAACACAUAACGAGAAGCAAACAAAAACCAACACUCACCAUACAAACCACACACACUGCACACACCAUGCAUGAUACAACAAACAACAGGACACAACUGGACUAAGGAUGCUCGCAUCCCGAUCCAGCAGAAGACAUUUCAAUAACAGGAGAAGGCGACUCGGAUUCAGAUUCAGAUACAGAUACAGAUACAGAUUUGGAGCAUUGCAGCGUUAAACGUAAUAUAAUGGAUUGAAGAGCAAAAUACACACACCUUACGUGAAUAGUAACUAAAGCGAGAUAAGAUGAUAUUUUUACACAGUCGAAAUGAACAUUUAAUUAUAAAGAAAUUUACAAAUGCCGCAGUUGCCCCACAAAACAGAAA